AUGCGGUUCCUUCGCACCAUUGAGCGGUUGACCGUGGCCAUGUUACAUCUGCUCGCAGUGACGGCGUAUGACCUGGACCCCACCAACAAGGCAUACAAGAUGAUGCAGUAUUAUCCGGGCAAUCGGACCGGUGGCACCCCCGGAAUCUUCGGCGUGCCCAUCUUCUGGUGGGAGUCCGGCGCAAUCUUCGGAAGCUUGAUUGACUACUGGUACUACACUGGCAACAGUGGGUACAACGAUGUCGUCUCCGAGGCCAUCCGGUGCCAGGUCGGCGAAGAGCAGAACUUCAUGCCGUCCAAUCAAUCGCACACAAUGGGAAACGACGACCAGUGCUUCUGGGCAUUGACCGCCAUGGCCGCCGCGGAGAGGAACUUUGCCAACCCCCGCCGACAAGCCGCAGCGACACGGUGGGACCCGAGGACGUGUGGUGGCGGUCUCCGCUGGCAGACAGUCGCGAUCGCAGACGGAUAUAACUACAAAAACACAAUUUCUAAUGGAUGCUUCUUCAAUAUCGCUGUGAGGCUUGCUAGAUAUACCGGAAACGAUCCCUAUGCCGUCUGGGCUGAGAAGACGUACGACUGGCUCGGGGAUGUCAAAUUGAUAAACGCCACAACUUGGGACGUCCACGAUGACCACCAGACCGCCACGGACUGCUCCGACAAUAGAGAAGGCCUCGACGAUAACCGCUGGAGUUACAAUCUUGGGAUACUGUUAUCGGGCUCUGUCUACCUCUACAACUACACCAACGGCGAGUCGAAAUGGAAGCACCGUGUCGACGGCUUCCUGAACGCCACAGACUUCUUCUUCAAGGCGCAACCCCACUACGGCAUCGACGGCGUUCUCUGGGAGCCCCAGUGCGAGCGGUGGGGCGUAUGCGACAUCGACCAAAAGUCGUUCAAGGCGUAUAUGUCGCGCUUCCUCGCCCUCGCCGCCAAGAUGGCGCCCUUCACCGACCGCAUCAUGUCCAAGCUGCGCAGCAGCGCCAUCGCCGCGGCAAAGCACUGGUCGGGGUACACAGACGGCAACACCUGCGGGAUGAAAUGGACGCUGGACGGAGAAUGGGAUGGCACCGGCGAUGUCGGCCACCAGCUGUCCGCGCUCGAAACUAUCCAGAGCAACCUGAUAUUCCACGUGCAGCCCCCGCUCACUCAUGUCUCCCCCGGUGCGAAUAGGGGAAGUCCGGGUGCGGGAGGAGCGGCCGCGGAUGAGGCUGUGCAUUGGAAGGCCACCAUGGCGGAUGAGGCUGGAGCGUGGAUACUGACCGCGGUGGUUUCGGCGGCGGUUGCGGGUACGGCGUGGUGGAUGGCGAUGAAUUGAUGGUCUUGCAUCUGUUGAUGUGCGAGUCCGUGGCACUUGGGAUAACGGCUUGUGGGCGCUUUUCAAGAUGCUUGAUCAACGUGGAUCGCUGACCUCGUGGAUUUUCUGGAAGUAUAUAACUGUUACUAUUCUGC
Messenger RNA from Tricharina praecox, 1451 nucleotides. Its product is annotated as glycoside hydrolase. Gene Ontology annotation, biological process: carbohydrate catabolic process; fungal-type cell wall biogenesis. Gene Ontology annotation, molecular function: mannan endo-1,6-alpha-mannosidase activity. Bases 1 to 1317 code for a protein of 438 amino acids. NCBI's taxonomy places the organism in Eukaryota, Fungi, Ascomycota, Pezizomycetes, Pezizales, Pyronemataceae. The record is from RefSeq and is a predicted model, not a curated record. The transcript is spliced from 7 exons.